Molecule: messenger RNA, 1891 nt
Organism: Armigeres subalbatus
Lineage: Eukaryota; Metazoa; Arthropoda; Insecta; Diptera; Culicidae
Gene: eve
Product: segmentation protein even-skipped
Exons: 3
Coding region: 522-1445 (307 amino acids)
Biological process (GO): regulation of transcription by RNA polymerase II
Cellular component (GO): nucleus
Molecular function (GO): RNA polymerase II cis-regulatory region sequence-specific DNA binding; DNA-binding transcription factor activity, RNA polymerase II-specific
Source: RefSeq, a predicted model, not a curated record
UGAAAUCGAUAUCUGCUCAGCGAGAGAAACAACAUGGAGAACCAGAGAGAGAUGAACAUAAAGCGCCCCACAAUAGUUGUCUCACUUGGCCUUGCGUUGCAUGCAACGAAGUUGGCCAAACACAUGGGCAACGAGUGUUGUCUCGUUCAACUGCCAGUCUCGCUUACACGCGUUCAGUCCUACGGUUGCUAGGGUACAAACAUAGGUAGGAAAUACCGCCUUUGUUUGCUUUGGGAGACGCCCCUCUGGAACUGCAGAAGGGUCGGUAUUUAACAUGAGGUCAUGCUACACUACUCAACCAGUUUGAGACUAGUUUUCGUAAGCGAUAGUCAUAUUAUUCGUGAACUUGGAGAACGCCAAUUCCAAGCGGUUAUUCAGUGUGUUGUUCGGUUCAAAGAAAAAGGUGCUAGUGAUCGGAUAAUUAAUGAACAAAUUAGCCUAAUUCAGUGGGAUUGAGUGCAAAGUGCCGCUUCGAAUAUUACCACCAAAUAAUAUAGUGAUUGGAUAGUUAACAAAUUUAAAUGAAAAUGCAAGGAUUUCGCAAUUACACAAUGGAUGCGCUGCAGCACCGUGAUCAACCAAUUUCUGUGGAUUUACUCAGCCCGCAUCAGUACAGUGCAAAAUCUUCCCCGCCGCUUUCACCGCUAAGUGACUGCACCAGUCCACAAUCGGAACAUGGCCAACAACAGGCACCAAUGGAUCCAUCUGUCCGUCGGUACCGAACGGCCUUCACUCGUGACCAAUUGGCGCGGCUGGAAAAGGAAUUCUUCAAAGAGAAUUACGUCUCUCGGCCACGUCGAUGCGAGCUUGCCGCCCAGCUCGGUCUCCCGGAGUCAACAAUUAAGGUAUGGUUCCAAAACCGAAGAAUGAAGGACAAACGCCAGCGAAUCGCCGUCGCCUGGCCGUACGCAGCCGUUUACUCUGACCCUGCUUUUGCAGCGUCUAUACUCCAAGCAGCAGCCAAUUCAGUUGGAAUGCCUUACGGUUAUCCGCCGGCUCCAAUGCUACCACAAAUGCCAGUAAUGCCUCCACAAAUUCCUGCUGCUGCCAACCAUUUUUCCUAUGGAUACCGUUACGCUCCAUAUCCCAUCCCACAGAGGAAUACACCGAUGCAGGCUGGUCCGUAUCCAAAUGCUGCUGCCGCCAUGCUUAGUUCUAUGCCUCAAGGAUACACUCCUUUGUCCAUCCCAAAACCCCAUACCCCUCCCCACGAUCUGCAAAGCCCAUCAUCACCACAUUCGGCUUUAUCGCUCAGCCCAGGGUCGGACAAAUCGAAAUUGGACCUCUCCUCGUCGACCUCCCACAGCAUAAAUAGCCCGCUGAAACCGCUUAAUGCACCCGCACAAGGCUUACUCAUGACAGCGACGACAACGCCAAGCCAAACUAUCUUAACACCCUCUCCUGAGAAGCCAAAGCUAUUCAAACCAUACAAAUCGGAAGCGUAAUCGAAGCUGUUAACUUUUACAACUCUUUGUUCUAUCAUCGCAUCUAGCAACUAGUUCGUUAUCAUUUGACUUGCGCAGUACCUCGUUAGAAGUUCCUGCAUUAGUGCUAGGUUGGAGGCCAUUUUUAUUUAUUUUAUUAGAAUGUUCCCUCUAGGCAGGCUUCUACUUAUGGCAGGUUUACAAGAAAAAGUGUAUCGAAUAACGCAUAGGAAGGACUGAUAGCGGUUAUAGCAACAGUGAAUGUGUUUGUAUCAAAUACAUUCAAGUGAUCAUAAAUACUUAGGUAAAUUUACGAAUCAAACAGAUUUUUAGUCAAAUUAGUCUUCACAGAAUUUUAACAAAUAUUUGUAAAUAUUGAAUGUUUUAGUGUAAAUAUUAUGUAUAUAAGAAAAAAUAUUCCAAACGAAAAUAAAACAAUGAAUUUUAAACAAAAUGAACAAGUUUUU